Molecule: messenger RNA, 807 nt
Organism: Metarhizium album ARSEF 1941
Lineage: Eukaryota; Fungi; Ascomycota; Sordariomycetes; Hypocreales; Clavicipitaceae
Product: Pyruvate/Phosphoenolpyruvate kinase
Exons: 5
Coding region: 1-807 (268 amino acids)
Cellular component (GO): cytoplasm
Molecular function (GO): aldehyde-lyase activity
Source: RefSeq, a predicted model, not a curated record
AUGGAGGCAUGCAAUCGGCUCAAGACAGCAUUUGCUCAGGGAAAGAAGUCCAUGGGCAUGUGGCAGAUGAUUCCGGGGGCGAACGUGUCAAGGUUGUUGGCGAGGUCGGGCGUAGAUUGGGUCAUGGUCGAUUGUGAGCACGGUAACAUUGACGAUGGGGCGAUGCACGAUGCGGUGCCGGCGAUUGCGGCCUUGGGCGUGACGCCCCUUGUUCGACUGCCUGAUAUACAGUCGUGGAUGGUCAAGCGCGCCUUGGAUGCUGGUGCUCAUGGUAUUCUUGUACCGCUGCUUCGUUCUGCAGAUCAAGCGAGGGAGCUGGUCCAGGCGGCCAAGUUCCCGCCCUGGGGCAAGCGAGGAUUCGGAUCUCCCAUUGCGCCGGGACGCUUCAAUCCCGUGCCUUCAUUCACCGAGUAUCUGCAGCAGGCAAACGAAGCUCUCUUGACGAUGGUCCAGAUUGAGACUCAAGAGGCGUUGUACCAAGUCGAUGAAAUCGCGGCCGUCGAGGGCAUCGACGUGCUCUUCAUCGGACCCUUUGACCUCGGCAACAACAUCGGCCACCCCAUCCUGGAUGGAGUCAUGGCGCCCGAGCUGGAAGAAGCCAUUGCCAGAAUCCUCGCCGCAUGUCGCAAAGCCGGCAAGAAGUGCGGCAUUUACGCCACGAGCGGCGAGCAGGCCAAGCUCUAUAGCGACCAGGGCUUCGACAUGAUCAGCGUAUCAGCCGAUUACACUGCACUGGAUCACAUACUCAAGCAGCAAUUCAGCGCGUCUCAGGGCGGUCCUCUCUCCGAGAAGAAGGGCUCAUAUUAG